GCGAAAAAACUUUCAGAGAGCAAACAAACAUUUUAAAAACGAAUACAAUUAAUAUUUAUUAGCUAUCAUUUUACUCGUGUGGUUUCCGGCGGAGUUUUCUGACUAAAAAAAAAAAUACUCCGGUGAAAAAUGUUAAGCCGAACUGCGGGCAAGGGUCAAGGGGCAGAGGAGCGGCGGGCAGAGACUCCGAGCAGAGAGGUCGACCAGGAUGGACGACAGGGAUUCGGUGUCCAGGAGUUUCUCGACGGCUCCAAAUAUGAAGGCGACUUUGUCAAUGGCCUCAAACACGGCAAGGGAAGGUACACCUGGAAAAGUGGAGAGUUCUAUGAAGGCUCUUUCUACAAAGACUACAGGCAUGGUGACGGAAUGUACUGUUGGCCCACAGGAAACAAAUUCAUUGGUAAAUUCUACCUUAACUGGAGAGAAGGAUAUGGACAACAUAUUUUUCCUGAUGGAGCCACAUUUAAGGGUUUGUACCAUGCUGACCAAAGGUUUGGUCCAGGUGUGCUUAGUGAGCCAACAGGAUGGCAGGAUGUCGGUCUAUGGCACGGGAAGCAUCUGAUACAAAUGUGUAAAUCUGUAGAAGAUAGCUUCAGCCUGAAAAACCUUAAGGAAUAUGCUGCCUACUUGGAGCAAACUACCACCUCACAGUCUCAGAGUCAGGCUGCAUUGUGCUCUAAUGGACUUCAGAUGAAAGACAGAACAGAAUCUGAGACAGAGAACGACGACGGUUUGCUGUUGUAUGAUGACAAUACUAUACUCCCCUACGGCAUUGAGAAUUAUUGCACCGAUGGUGACCACCUACCGUUGCCCCCGCAUGUUAGAACAGAGUUCGACCACCAUUUUUUUGGCCAUCUGUGGGAACCUGAUUCUCACCAGUAUGAAGGCUACAAAAGAGAACCACUCUCCACUGUGCCAUUAUCAGCCAAAAUGCUGGCUCACAUUCAAAAACACAGACGACAAUCUGAAACAUUGGACUGGGAUGUAGCAGAAGUUAUUUCAUUAAAAAGGGAUCAUUUUGGUCCUAAAGGAUCUUUGGAAGUCACAUCAGAACUGCUGAUCCAGCAGGCUUCCAGAGGAGAACAACAGGCUGUAAUAAAGAUUCUCCUUGAUGACCUUAUUCACCCAGAUGUAGCAGAUUCUCAGGGUCACACUGCAUUGAUUGCUGCUGCGGUAAACUGUCAUGAUGAUUUAAUCCAGCUAUUGUUAGACAUGGGUGCUGAUAUUGACAAGAUGAAUUGCGAGGGCUUGUCAGCCUUGUCUGUGUGUCACUUCCUCUACUAUCCUUUUCAGUCUUUAUACUUGCUUCCUGGACUUGCAGCCCAAACACAGGGUUUGAUGUCAUUGAAUCAGAAACAACCACAGACAAGCCCACAGGACUUCACAACAGACUCAUCCAGCCAAAACAACAGACCGCAGACAAGUGAUACAGUUCAGACCAACUGGGAUCUUCUCUCUGAUCAGACAGAAGAGGAAUUAUCAGGAGGCAUCAUCUUUCAUCGGAGCAGUUGCAGUGAAUUUUCCAAUGUUCUGAAUGAACUUGAGACCCCUGCACAAUAUCAGGAAUUACAGGACAGGGCCAGAGAAGACAAUGUUGAAAUUGACCAGGAGAGAAAGUGGAAAGGGACACAUCGUGUAGCAAAUAGUGGAGAGGGGCAAGUUAGAACCAGAAAUGAAUAUGCAGAAUUGGGUGAGGACGGUGGACAAAUAAAAUUGAGAAUUUUGACUGAGGGUGAAUGGAGGGACAAGGAAGACAAAAUGAAUCAGGAGGAGAAGGUACACCUUUCAGAGCGCGCCGUUCAGGUGAAGGACGGCCACAUUUUACUGGGCCAUGUGAAGUGGAAAGAAUAUUCAUCCCGAAGUAUUAAGCAGGACUGUAACAAAAACCUGACCCCAGCCCAAUCCGUGUACAGCUACAGCAUGCAUGUCUCAGAGGAAAUUCUACAGGGUGCAGCUGAAGCGCUGAGCCACACUGGGUUGCCCCAGUAUUUGUAUACUCAGGAGACUGUGCGCAGAAUGGCUGCCAUGAAAUUUCAGCACCGUGUUCGUUUGGGCACCCUGAAGCUGCUUUUGGACCGUGGAGCUGACCCCAACAUAUCGAGAGUCCCGUUACCUGUCCUCUUUUUGGCCAUUAUGGCAGCCGAUACUGAGACUGUCAGGAAACUUCUUCUGUGUGGAGCUCGAACAGAUAUUUGUCUCUCACCUGAGAGGAAAGGCAUUUAUCCUCUACAUGUGGCUGCUGCACUGCCAGGCCCAGAAGGUCCCAAAAUCACAGAACUGCUGCUACAUGCUUUAUCUGACCCAGACGCACGGGCAUGCGACUUGGAUGAAAUCUAUGAACCGGAUAAGCUGUCCAUGAUGACAAGAAAAUCAUGCGGCACCAGUGAGAGUUCAUGUCCUGAAGAAGGAGGUCAAAUUGCUCUGCACACGGCCUGCCAGAGAAAAACUGAUCACUGUAAUGCCAGUAAAGUGGUAUCCCUAUUGCUCUCCCAUGGAGCCAGAACAGACCUCCUCUGGAGUGGACACUCUCCUCUCUCAUUGGCUAUAGCAAGUGGCAAUGACAUGGCAGUGGAGGAGCUGUUAAAAGGAGGUGCUGAUCCCAACAUUCCCUUGGGUUGUGGAGUUGGCAAUGCCUUAUGUGUUGUCAGUAAUUUCCGCUACGACUUGGAUGGCAAAAGGGAAAAAUUGGUGGACAUGUUACAGAAGGCUGGUGCUGACAUGUUGAAGCCAGUCCAGGUUGGUGAUACCAUAGGAAAUGUGGUCGACUAUGGACAUCACUCCUUCGACCAGGACUUGCGUAUUGCCCACACACCCUUCCACGUCCUCAACAUGGAGGAGAGAGAAACAUUAAAAUCACGCCGUCACCUACUCAGCAUGAUGGGAAGUCUGCUGAGAGAAACUGCUGUCCAGAGAGAGAGAGAACUGGAGAAAGAAAAGGACCUCUUACUGAAUUGUGAAAGUGCCCUUUCUUCUAUUGAUGCCGAAUCAAGCCAGGAAAUUAAAACUCCCACAGCAGUAAAACUAAGGUCACCAUCAUUUAAGUUCUGCUACUACUGUGGUCGUUCUGCUGCUGUGAAGCUAACUGCAUGUACUCGCUGCCACAAAGUUUUUUAUUGCUCUACAACCUGUAAACUGAAAGCAUGGAAUGAGAGACACAGGGAAGAGUGUCUGCAGGAAUCAGCCUCUGUUGACAGUUUCCAGAGAACACUCAUGUUUCAGACCCAACGAGACCCCCAAAAGCCGACUAUUGUAUUGAAAUCCAUGAAAAUCUCCAGACAUUCAAAUAUUCAGUUGAAAUCCAAAAUCAUGGGAGUAGAUGUCUUGAAGAAACAACUUGUCAACCUGAAUGAAAACUACAGCUACAACUGAUGGAAUGUGUGGCUUUCUGGUAAAGUACAGCAAGUUAGUUGAUAAAUUUGUUUGUACAUCCCUACAAAUACACCCACUACCUAGUUCAGAUUCUGCAUUUUCACGCAACUUCAUGUUUUUUCUUAUUUUAUUUUUUAUGAGGCAUCAUAUUAUGCAUUCUAGUUUCCAGCUCAUAGCUAAUGUGAUUCAUGCUGAUGUUUCUGUACUUCCAUUAGUUCUGUGAACUGAACUGUGAAUCGAAAAACAUAGAUCACACAAUUUACUGGGAUUGAUACUGCAGAAAUUUGAAGGAACACUUUCAUUUUAAUUAGGCUUCUAUUGUGGCAAA
Phyllopteryx taeniolatus (common seadragon) is the source of this 3697-nucleotide messenger RNA. Its product is annotated as ankyrin repeat and MYND domain-containing protein 1-like. NCBI's taxonomy places the organism in Eukaryota, Metazoa, Chordata, Actinopteri, Syngnathiformes, Syngnathidae. The coding region runs from base 130 to 3369 and encodes 1079 amino acids. The record is from RefSeq and is a predicted model, not a curated record. Gene Ontology annotation, molecular function: protein binding. The transcript has 20 exons.